AUGGUCAAUAAUGAAAAAAUUUCAAAUAAAUUUGUACUUUCUAUCGAUGGUAAAGAAUUAGAUUUUGUUACUGGCAUCCCUUAUAAAAUUUCAAACAAGGAAAUUUACAUAGAUGAUUGGGGUGGCAGUGAUGGUUCAUGUCCUUACCUUUCUUCUGAUGACUAUCCUCCAGUUAAUUCCCAUCAUUCAAGGCAAUUAUGGGUUAUCAAGGGAACGUCACAUCCAAGAGAAUACAAAAUAUUAUCUGGUAGAACUAAUUAUUAUUUGGAUAGUAAGGGAGGUGGUCAUAAUGCGAAACUUUACUUAAAUUCAACUGAUUAUUCUCCAGAAAAUUCUUGUCAUUUAAGGCAGAUAUGGUCUUUUAACUCUAGAAAUGAUUCUUUUAAAGAAUUUCAGAUACAUAAUAAACAGAAUAAUUGUUACUUAGAUACUCGGGGUAAAGGUAGAAGCUCCUGUAUAUAUUUCUGUUCUCAGCUUCCAACAUUACCAUUACUAAAAAUUGCACGUCUCCAAAACACAAAUUUAUGGAAAUUUACCCCUGCUUUUGAUUACAAAUUAAAUGCCGUGAUUAGUAAAUUUGAGUAUAACUUUUCUUUGGACAUAAAAAUACAACAAAUUACUAAAACUAUUCGUGAGGAUUCUCUGGAUAAUCUGGCAUCUUCAGCAAAACUUACUACGGAUAUUAUUUUCCAAGAAGAAUUAACUAACACAUAUAGCUUUAGUUUUAAUGAAUCUCUGGAUUUUAUUUCAGAAACAAAAUUAAAUAGUAUUAUUCCAUUUGCUGGUAUUGAAUUGGAAUUUGAUUUUAAUCAUAGUUUUGAAGCUAAUAAACCAAUCGCAAUCAUAAAGAAAGAAACAUGCACCAUAACCGAAACAGUUGAAGUACCACCUAAAUCAUGUGUGAAAGCUACAGAUUUUGUUGAUUUCAUGGAAAAUAUCGAAAUUUCUUUUGAAGCUACCGCAGAAAUAACGGCCGCAGGUGAUCGUUACAAAAAAGAUGGUACAAUAAUUAAGAAUGCUAAAGUCGAUGCAGAUGCUGUAAAAUUAUUUUUGAAAGAAAAUAAUUUCAAAGGUAAAAUAUUCAAAUCCGAAGGGAAUUCCGUUCUAGCCAAAGUACGGGGUUCAUUCCAUGGUUCAUAUUUCCUAAAGGCUCAUAGAAAAUUAGAAGAUAUAGUUCCCAAGGUUCCUGAAAAUACUGUGUGCAGUGAGAAUUUAGAAAGUACACACAUUUAA
Molecule: messenger RNA, 1233 nt
Organism: Diversispora eburnea
Lineage: Eukaryota; Fungi; Glomeromycota; Glomeromycetes; Diversisporales; Diversisporaceae
Source: the annotation of a GenBank genome assembly